Messenger RNA from Adelges cooleyi (spruce gall adelgid), 2927 nucleotides. RefSeq names its product organic cation transporter protein-like. The record is from RefSeq and is a predicted model, not a curated record. The transcript is spliced from 13 exons. Lineage: Eukaryota; Metazoa; Arthropoda; Insecta; Hemiptera; Adelgidae. Gene Ontology annotation, molecular function: transmembrane transporter activity. The coding region runs from base 366 to 2183 and encodes 605 amino acids. Gene Ontology annotation, biological process: transmembrane transport. Gene Ontology annotation, cellular component: membrane.
UCGGGUUUCUGAUACGGUACGCACCGCAUGUCCUCGCUCGACUCGCUCUCGCCCAGUGCGUAGAAUUCUUAUUUUCAAAUAUAAUUGUGACUUUUUUCCCAGUGUUUCUCUUUUGUUUUUUUUUGUUAAAAUAAAAAAAUCCAUAGACAAAAAAAAUUAAAAUUCCACAAUCUAUUUGGUCGCGAUAGUGCGUCCGCCCGUCUGUUAGUGUUAUUACUUUGUUGGACGUUUUCGGUGCUGGUAACGUCAAUCAGUUAAAGAGCUUCGGCGACGACGAUAAAAAUUACUGAAUGGAGUGCGAGACAUACGCUUAAGAACAGGCGGAAAGAAAUUGGAAAACAAGAAGAAAACCCACGUAGGAUAACAUGACCGAAAGGUGGACCGAAGAAGAGCUGGACGCGUUCCUUUUGGGCAACGGACAGAGGGCGCCGCCCGGACUGGUCAGACAGAACCGACGGCUAUCCGGAAAUGUGGCCGUCGGAGCGUUCAAAGAUGAAAAGAAGAUCGAGAAGUACGACGACCCCGUGUCGACGGCUAUUGGCGAAUUUGGCCGGUGGCAAGCGAUGCUCACGAUAAUAUUGUCCUUGCUCAACCUGCCUUGUACGUGGCACAUAUUCGUUCUUACUUUUCAAGGGUUGGAUACGGACUUCUGGUGCGCACCGCCGCCUGGCCUCGAGCACCGGAUAUCCGUGGACCAGUGGAAAAACUUGAGCGGAGUGUUCGUUGUGUCACAAAACAUGGAUUUGGUCUACGACCCUUGCUAUUAUCGAGACAUCGACUAUGAGGGUUUGCUCGACAACCACACGUUUGAGAGUGUACUCCCGAGGGACUCGGACAAAGAUGUGAUUAAAAAGUGUUCGUCGUGGCAAUUUAACACGUCCGAAUUUGGUGACACGAUAACUUCGGAGUGGAAUUUGGUGUGUGACAGAAAGGAUUUGAAGAACUUCGCCGAGAUGAUGUUUUUGUUAGGCGUUGCUUUCGGCGGUUUCUUCUCGGGUCUCGUGUCUGAUAGAUUUGGAAGGAAAAAAACUUUGAUGGCAUCUCUUAUCAUGCAGUUGACACUUGGCAUCAUGGUUGCUCUCUGUCCGUGGUUCGAAAUGUACUUGGCAUUAAGAUUUGUCUUAGGUUUCGUUUGUGUCAGCAUUGUAUUCAGCGGCUUCGUGUUGUGCAUGGAAUUGGUCGGUGGUAAAUGGUUGACAAUUGCCGGAGUACUCUAUUUGCUUCCUGUCCCGCUGAGUUACAUUAUAAUUUCCGGUAUUGCAUAUGUGUGCAGAGGAUGGAGACUUCUUCAGUGGUGCGUCACUUUGCCCGCCGUGUUCUUUUUAGUUUUACAUUGGUUCAUUCCGGAGUCGCCGAGGUGGUUGUUGGCCAUGGGAAAAGUGGAUGAGACUAUGGUCGUUUUGCAAAAAGCUUCCAAGAUCAAUAACCAACCGUUGCCGCCGAACAUGGACAAAAUCAUUAGCUAUAGUGUACGGAAACUGGAAACCACCGGCAAGCCUAAGGUACGAGUUUCAGACCUGUUCCGGACAAAAAAUAUCAGAAAAAUAUCACUGGUUCUGUACAUACUGUGGUUCAGUUUAUACUUAGUGUACUACGGCCUUGUGCUUAAUCUGUCCAACAUCGGUGGAAAUAUUUACAUCAAUACCAUACUGUCGGGUUUGGUCGAAAUCCCUUCGAUAUUAAUCAGUGUCGUCAUACUUUUGAAAAUGGGUCGGAAAAAACCGUUGUGUUUAACUAUGGUAGCCGGAGGUAUCGCAUGUCUGUUGACUACAGUACUGCCUCCAGACACUGACGAGUGGGUGUCUCUAUCGUUGGUAAUGGCUGGCAAAUUCUCUGUUUCAUCGUCAAACGUUAUUAUGCCACUGUACACCGCCGAACUGUUCCCGACCGUCAUCAGGAAUUUGGGCGUCGGCACUUCAAAUAUACCUGCAGGAAUCGCCUUAAUCAUGGUGCCGUAUCUUUGGAACUUGUCUUCCGUGAGCAAAGUUUUGCCGUUAAUGGUGUUGGGAACGGUGAGUGUCAUCGGCGGAUUAUCCGUCCUCAUGUUGCCAGAAACCGGAAGUCAUUUGUCCGACACGUUGGAGGAAGUGGAAGAAUGCAUUAACAUUACAAGUAGUCCUCAGAAAAAAUACAUUGACACGGUAAGUAGUCACGUGCAAACCACACCGACAGAGAAAAAAUAGCGAACGCAAAACUGAUAAAUUUUGCAUUUGCUAUUCCUUCCCUUUACCCACUCCGUCUUCCUAAUCUUUGUAUUAAGUUUUAAGUGUUUUGCAUUACGUGAAGUUAUUGGGAAUAACUUUGUAUUGCUUUUUACGAUUUUGACAUAUUUCUGUGAUAAAUAUAAGUACCUAAACCAUAAAAGUUAAUCGACAAUAAAAUGACUACUCCAUAUUGUAUUUAUAGUCAAUCAAUGUUACUGUACAGCGUGUAUCACGAUGAGCAGAAAACCUCACUAACUUUUAGUUAGGUCAUCGUGAUACAUCCUGUAUAGUAUUUGAAACUAUACAAAUUUGACUUAUAAGAAUAUAGUUUAAAACAGUAUUUAGUGCAAGAGUUGAUUAUAAUAAGUCGGUACAUAGUGUAGGUUACAGAUUUAUAAACGAAAUAUUCAUAAAUCUACCUAGUCCUCACGACCUGUACCGUAAAAUAAAAUAUGUAUUUCCUAUAUGGCUAAUAUUUUAAUUAUACAUGAUAAAUAUUAUUAUUAUAUAAGUAUUUUAUUUUUUAAUUAAUUGUAACAUGUAAAUAUAUAUUUAAGAGUAUAAUAAGUUAUGUACUAAAAUUAUUCGAGUUAUAUUAUUUAAUCUUUGUAAAAAUAAAUUAAUUUAAACGUUAAGACUAUUUUAUACAAAUUUUAUUAAUGAAUCGUUAUACAUUUCAAUGUUUAUAUUUUAAUAAUUUAUUACAUUAAGAUAGUUUGUAAU